This is a messenger RNA of Prorocentrum cordatum, 1451 nucleotides long. The record is from the annotation of a GenBank genome assembly. Lineage: Eukaryota; Dinophyceae; Prorocentrales; Prorocentraceae.
UGGGGCUCUGCGUUUCCCCCCGCGGCCCGCGCCCGUUCCGCGCACCCCGUGGUCCCUGCCUCUCCUCGCGGCCGGCUGGCGGGGCGCUCGCAUGGCCCGCGCCCGGCGGCCCGCCCUCGGCCAGUGCGGCUCGGACGACGAGGGCGAGGGCGAGGACGCCGAGGAUGAGAUCCACCGCCUGGAGGACGAGUGCGAGCGCACCGAGGAGCGCGUGCGGAGUAUGGAGGAGGUCAUCCGCGCCCUGAAGGCCACGCAGGCGGGGCUGCUGGAGGAGGACGGGGAGGAGGCCGGCGCGGCCCUGGCCUCCGGGGCCUCCUCGCCGCACUUCGGCGCGGAGCCGCCUGCCGAGGAGCCGGGCGCCGGCGCCUCCCCGCUGGGCGCCGCGGCUGCCGCGGACCUGGCGGCCCGCCUCGCCGAGCUGCGCCACGGCGGGGAGGCGGCGUCGCCCGCGCCUCACGGCCUGCGCCUGCCGCCGCCAGGAAGCUGGGAGCGCCGCGCGGCCGGGAGCGCCACGCCCUCGGUGUGCUCCAGCAGCCGCAUCUCCGCGCGCUCGAGACGGACGGUGCACGAGGAUGGCCGCCAGCACGCCGGUCGGCGCGAGCGGGAGGCGCACGGCAGCGAGUCCGGGGCGGCGCUGGCCGAGCUGCGCGCCGAGCUGCUGCGGCGCGAGCCGAGCCUCGCGUGCGCGUGGAGGCGCCGGCUCGACCCGGGCGCCUCGAUGCGGCUCACGCAGGCGCAGCUCCUCGAGGCCCUGCGGCCCAUGGGCAUCACCGGCAGCCUGCGGGCCCUGUGGCAGGAGCUCGACGCCGCCGGCAGCGGCGUCGUGACGCUCUGCGACCUGGAUUGGGCCACCGCCGAGGCGCUCGGGAAGUUUUGCGGCCGGCUCUCGCGCCGUUGCGGGGGCGUCCAGGAGGCCGCCGCGCGGCUGGGCGUCCACGGCGGCAGGCGCCUGCGGCACGCCGACUUCUGCAGGCGCGUGUGCUCGCGACGGCUGGCCGAGGGCUUCCAGGAGGCCGACGCCCUCUUCCGCAUGCUGUGCAGCAGCGGCAGGGACGCGCGGCCGUGCGUCACCGCCGCGGACUUCGGCUGGCUGGCGGCGCUGGCCGACACGCUGCCCAGGGCCGCCGAGCGGCGCGUGCCGCCCGGGGCGCUCGCGCAGGCGGAGGAGAGCGACGGCAGCUGCCUGGCCUCGGAGGCCAGCUGCGCGGGCUCCGGCAGCGACAGCGAGCUGAGCGUGGACUGCUCCGAGGCGGCGAGCUCCAUCGGGACGGCGCCCACGAGGAGGCGCCGGUGCGGCGGCGCCGAGACCGUCUUCGAGAAGCUCUACCGCGAGGCCGCGGCGCAGGCCGCGGCCGCGGCCGCGCGCGCGCGGGUGCCCGAGGCCCCGCGGAUGCCCGAGGCCCAGGCGGAGGCGCUGGUCGAGCGGCUGUACGGCGAGGCCUCCAGGCUGC